Messenger RNA from Strongylocentrotus purpuratus (purple sea urchin), 4989 nucleotides. Its product is annotated as protein Wnt-10b. Gene Ontology annotation, biological process: cell fate commitment; neuron differentiation; multicellular organism development. Gene Ontology annotation, molecular function: cytokine activity; frizzled binding. Lineage: Eukaryota; Metazoa; Echinodermata; Echinoidea; Camarodonta; Strongylocentrotidae. Bases 829 to 1923 code for a protein of 364 amino acids. Gene Ontology annotation, cellular component: extracellular region. The transcript is spliced from 4 exons. The record is from RefSeq and is a predicted model, not a curated record.
CCUAUCUUUUUUUUUGUUUGGAAUGAUUUCCAAUCGUUUUACUGAUCGGAUUGAAUUAUCAUCAAAUAAUGAUUAUCAUCAUCAGCGAUCAACAUUAAUCUAAAUCCCCUCUCGUCUGUGUCACAGAUUCAUAUUUCGUACUGUAGAUUCAUCCUCUCUAACUUAAACGGUCGGAUUUCUCGGAACUUUAAACCAAGUUUUCAUCUCAGUCGUUCCCUCGGCUGUGCCGACAAAGAUCAAGUUCUUAUAGCCGCCCGACCACCCCGAGUUUCUUAAUUCUACCUCUCAACUUAUUGGAUAUAAGUCUUUUGGAUCAGAAAGCUUUGUUGGAUUUAACGCAGGUGACAGAAUCCGCGAAGCUAUUUCUUUCUUUCUUGUGUGAUUUGUUUCCUAUUGUAUACUUCAAAUCGAAUCGACUAGCAAUAAAUACCGGCAUUUUAUAAAGUCGAUAUAAAGCACACCGCCAUUGGAGAAAGCUGAAAGUGAUUUGGAUCGAGUUCUAAAUCAUCAAGUUUGGGCAGACUUUAUACCUUUGUGACAUCUUCAAGUACUCCGGAUAACUUUUCACCGACCAUGUUUAAUUUGUUAGUUACUGACAUGACGUGCCAUCUUCAAUUGUUCUUGACUUCACAGAUAAGAGUUAUGAAGGAAUAAUACUUCUACUACUAUGACUACCAGCUGCAAUUUCCAAUAUAAUGUCGGAUUGAUUAUUAUAUACGUCUUAUGAAUACUCUAUAAAUGAAAGGGAUCUCUUCUUGAAUACUACCAAGUCAUUUGUAUCAAAAUAUUUAUUUGUAAUUAAACACUGGUCGCGACUACUAAGGAAUAAUGUAUCAAGUAACCCUGAUUUUUCUGGCCUUGCUGCCGCUAACAUCAACAAGUCGUCCAUACGACGUCAGCUCGAAUGAAAUUUCAUCGUUCAAUGAUCCCGACUUCAGCGACCUCCGUAACACCCAGACCCUCUGCCGAACCUUCCCCGGUAUGAAUCGUAAGCAGAUGCAGUUAUGUCGACGGAUGCCCGACGUCACAGCCGCCGCCAUCCAGGGCAUCGAUAUGGCUGUUCAUGAAUGCCAACAUCAGAUGAAGAACAGACGAUGGAAUUGCUCCAGCCUUGAGAUGAGGCAUGGAAACCCGUUUGCUCACGCUCUCAUGUCACGAGCAGGUUUAAAAGAGACAGCAUUCGCGCAUUCCCUGGCAUCUGCUGGCGUCCUAUACCAAGUAACCAGAUCAUGCAGUGCGGGUAAACUCCCAUACUGUGGCUGCGAUACCCGAUUCGUCGGGAGCGGUGAGGGGUUCGAGUGGGGCGGAUGCAGUCACGACAUCAAGUUCGGCGAGGGCUUCGCCAUCGACUUCCUAGAUAGCAGUGAGAAGUCUGGACGAGAUGCCCAAGCUAGGAUGAAUCUACAUAAUAAACGAGCAGGAAGACUGGCGGUGUCACACUACGCCGAAAAGAGGUGUAAAUGUCAUGGCAUGUCGGGAAGCUGUCAGCUCAAGACAUGCUGGAUGCAGACUCCUCACUUCAGGGAGGUUGGAAACCGUCUCAUGGAGAAGUUUUCAUUGGCCCUUGAGAUUCGCGCGCGAAAUACGAAUAGUGGAAGCGUGGAGCUGGUAACAAGGGCAAGGUCGCAGUUCUCCACCCCUCGUAAGAAGCGUCGAUUCCCACCUCAAGAGGAGCUGGUAUUCUUGGAGAAAUCGCCCGAUUUCUGCGAUGCUGACACCAGGUUGGAUAGCCCUGGCACGAGAGAACGCUAUUGUAAUCGUACAAGUACAGGCAUUGACGGGUGUGAUAGCUUGUGCUGUGGGAGAGGCUACAAUAUUCGAUUGGAGAGAAGGACAGAGUGGUGUAAUUGCACGUUUCAUUGGUGUUGCUAUGUGCGCUGCCAGCAGUGCCAUAGCUCGCAAUGGGUUAACCAGUGCAAAUAGAUGACGUCAUAAUGAUUGCUAUGUGAAAUGGACACGACUGUAAAUGCUCAGUGUGGUUUACGUAGCAGACGAAAUGAGAAAACUAUAUGCGAAUGUGUAACAUUUAAACUGCAUUUACUAGAGGUUGACACGAACUCUUCGGAUGAUCACACACAUUGCCUUGAGGCUUGAUGUUUCGCUUCUUGUAUCUUGUAGAUUACUCUCAAGAAAGCGGUAUAUCAGAUUUUUAGCAUAUUGCGUAUAAUUAAGUAAGAUUUUGAAUCAGCUUAUGAGUGAUUUGAUUCGAUUUCUGCUUGUCUGAGAACAAUCACAUUAAUAUGUAGUUGUCAGAACACAGCUUUAUUCAUCGUAAUUCAUACAAUGUGAUAUAGUAUAAGACAAGUUCGCUGCCAGCUGCUACGAUCUUGUUAUGACGUCAUGACUUAACUUAUUGGCGAUAUCCUUCCGAUGCAUUACAUUAUACAAUUUGACUGCUUAGCUGAUUAUGUAGAUAUUUGAAUUCUAAUUUUGUUUUAUGUACAUUUGAAAUCAUAUUUAUAAUGGCAUUCUGGAUGGCAAAUCAUCAAUAUUUGAGACCUGGAAAAGUGCAAGUACAUGUAUAUUAUGUACUUGAAUUGAUUAGGUUGGAAUGUAUUUUAUUGGGUGAACAGAAAAUUGUGUAAAUAUUUCAGUAAAAUAAUUAUGUUUAGAUAACGAUUAAACAAGUAAUCAAUUUUUUACUUCUGUUCAAAAUAUUGUAACAAUGGUAUUGCACAAUGUGCCUUCCUUAAUGAAUGAUUGCUAACCCCAAAAUACAAACCUUAUUUCGAAAUUCUUUAAUGCUAGUGAUAAAGCAUUUUUUAAAAUGUAUAAUUCAUGACAAAAACUUAAGGUAUUGUUUUGUAAGCGAAUUACAAAAUAAAGCUUUGCUGAUUUGGAUUUUUGAUAUUUGUAUUUGUUUUGGAAUUCCCUACAAUGUCCGUGAUAUACAUGUACAUGUACAUAUCAACGAUACUAAUACGGACUGCAGGAGAUACUACUCUGUAUCUUUGAUGUUUUAAGAAGUGACUCGAGGAAAAUACGAUGGCUCUCUUUUUCAGACAUUACAAUAAAACAAAGUCAAGAGUACCAGCUUACAUCUCCAAAAGAACCUUCAAACCUUUCUAAUGAAAAGACACAUAUUAUUUGUAUUUAUUACAUGCCAUAUUUUGUGCAUUCGAUACUAUAAUGGAGAUUAGUGAUUUACCGAAUUAUUAUUUUCAUUUAUUUUGAUAAUAAUAAAUCUAAAACAACUGCUAGUAGAUUGUAAUAUCCGCGAAUUAAAAAAAUGAUUUGAAUGGAAAUUGAAAAUUGAAAAUAGAUGUUGAAAGAUCAGCCCCAAAUGUGAUGGGAAGCAAAAUUACAGGGAUGGUAACGAUAGCAUGGCAUUUCUUGCAAAUAAUUAUUAUGUGGUAAAAUUAAUGUGUAUCUUAAAUGUUGCUCGUCCCGAGGUAAGAAUACAUUUAUAUUCUUCCUAUCAAAUAUGAGCAAUUAGUUAACCAUCUCGAAAUGCUGCUCAUUUUGAUAAAAUAAAAAAAAAUAGUUUCUAGGGUAUUACAUUACAUUACAUUCUAAAACCUAAUUAAUCAACAAUUUAAAACUUUAAUAUUUUAUAAUUAUGGAAAAAUGUUCACGAGUAUCUUUAAAUGUUAUACAAUUUAGUACCAAUCAGGGACACUGAUCCAGAAGGGCGGGGUAAUAACAAGAUAAUAAUAACGAUUAUGGCAAUUAUGCUGAAUAACCUCAUUUAGAAAAAAUUAAUAGAAGGAGAAAAUAGGGCAAUUAAGAUCAACAUGUUAAAGUACAAAGCAAUCUAACAUACAACGUGAUUUGUUAUUACGGAAACGGGACCCAGAAAAACCGGACUCGCUUAGACUGGGUGCGACGAAAGAUCAAAGUCACCCUCUCAACACCCAGUAUUCUUUCAACCUUUCUGGAAUUCGACUAAACGUCCCACGUACAAACCGAGCACGCUUCCGCCAAUCCUUCGUACCAAACUAUUCACAAGUUCAACCAAUUCGUUAAGAGCUGAUAAUAAACGAUAGCAUUUCAGUUACCCAUUAUUGUUAGUAUACAUAUUGUAUGUAUGAUUUUAAUACUAUUGUUAGUAUACAUACAUGUAUUGUAUGUAUGAUUUCAAUACGACCACAAUGAUAUAACUGUAGUUAUUUAUCCACUUUGACGAACAAUGAUGGCGUUGAUAAUAAUAAUAACAAUAGCAAUAAUGAUCAUAAUUAUUUGAAUUUAUAAACUGUUCUCAUAAAGCUUAAAACGUCAACGAUGAUUAUACUGAAUAGCCCGUUAAAAGCAGUGGAGAGAUAUUUUUAAUCAUCUAAUCAGAAAGGAAGUUUAACAAUUUUGGAUGGCGUAAAAAUUAUUUCUUUGAAAUGACGAGAGAUAUUUUUCAGUUCUGAAAUUGUUUGCUUAAUUGUUUUGCAUGUUUCAUAUUAUAGUACUCUGUUUCUUGUAUUAUUGUAAUGCUGGUGGGAAGCAUAUUUCCACAUUGUGGACGAAUAAACCAAUCUCAAUAUCAAAUACUUUUCCAAAUACCCAUGUAAACAAACGUGCUUCAAAUGCACAUUUCCUGAUAACGAAUGCAAAUUAUUUUGCUCAACCUCGCAAAAAAAUAAUAUGACAACGGCCCACAACCCCCUCUUCGCCAAAAUGAUCGCUAAGCUUUCUCUCACCCCCUCCCCCGGUCACGAGAAAAAAAUAUCUGGUUGGUUUUGAAAAUGCCAGCAAUGGUUGCUCACAUGUUUGAGAAUGAUAUCUCUCUUCUGGUAAAUGCAGGUUUGAUAUGAAAUUGUGUGAUUAUAUAAGCUUUAAGUAUCUAUAUCCCCCCCAAAAAUUAGUAAUUGAUAUUAAUGUGAAAAAACAUAAAUCAUGUCAUGCUUUCCUUUUUAAAACGACUUCCUGAUACUUGUGUGUAUUUUCAUUAAAUAAAUUGUAUGUUUGCUUUGUUUCGAAUGGAAAAUAAACGAGAAAAAAUAGCAUAGAUAUGGAGUUAUUAUAUAAUAACAUUAAAAUAAAAGCAUCAUUUGCCCGUUA